AUGUGCAACAAGACUUUUCAAUUUUUCCUAUUGAAUUCUCCUCUGACCACCUUGAGAGAGUAUGAGAUAUUGUACGACAAAUAUGGAAUCCUGAAGGAUAACCACCAAGGUCUACUCGGAGCUGCAGGAAUGCUUUCACCGGAGCGAAUGUCAGAGACAUUUAUUCAUAACACCGAAACAGUCGUGCGCGUGGUUUGUGCUGAUUACUUCUCGCUUGAGAGCGACAAGCACUCGAAGAAUGGAAUAAAUGCAUCUUUUCCAAUAAUUGCGUAA
Messenger RNA from Sclerotinia sclerotiorum 1980 UF-70, 273 nucleotides. RefSeq lists its product with no specific name. The transcript has 3 exons. The coding region runs from base 1 to 273 and encodes 90 amino acids. The record is from RefSeq and is a predicted model, not a curated record. Lineage: Eukaryota; Fungi; Ascomycota; Leotiomycetes; Helotiales; Sclerotiniaceae.